Drosophila innubila is the source of this 2587-nucleotide messenger RNA. RefSeq names its product rab11 family-interacting protein 3 (gene nuf). NCBI's taxonomy places the organism in Eukaryota, Metazoa, Arthropoda, Insecta, Diptera, Drosophilidae. Bases 535 to 2178 code for a protein of 547 amino acids. The transcript is spliced from 7 exons. The record is from RefSeq and is a predicted model, not a curated record. Gene Ontology annotation, cellular component: endocytic vesicle; recycling endosome membrane; midbody. Gene Ontology annotation, biological process: endocytic recycling; regulation of cytokinesis.
UAACUCUUGCCGCGUGCACAACGGACAGAGCGAUAACAACGGGAAUCAAAUGAAAUAGACGGCCGCCUCGCGUUGGCUGGGGGAGUACCGCGCUCUCUUCUGCUCUCUCUCUCUCUCGCUCACUUACAAUCGUUCUCUGCGUUUGACUGAGCACGUUCGCUGCUCGCUCGCGUGUUAUUGUUUUUGUAUUUGUGCGGAAAAUGUAAAAGACGCCAACUGCAGCUGCAGUUGUUGUUGCUGCCGCUGCUUUUUUCCUCUUUGUGCACAUUGAAGCACUGAAAAUGCAUAGAAAAGUGCCCAAAAAGUGAUAAAAACAAAAUGUAAAACGCAAGAAUCUAAAAUAUGUGCCUUUAAAACUGAUCAAAACAGUAAGAAAAAAAAAAAGAAAACACAACACCUUGUCUUCCGCAACAAUAAAAACAACAUAAACAUCAACACAACUCGUGUGAAUAUCCAACGCCCCAGUGCCACGCCCCCAUCGAAGAAGUAAAACAAAGCCAAACUAUUACAGAAAUCUUUGAAGAAAAACAAAUCAUGAGUAGUCAACCUGCCAGCCAGCCCGAUAGCAUUGACUUAGCCUAUGAUAUGUGGGCGGGUCAAUUCGAAUUUGUCGGACCCACAACGAAUGCCACAUCAAUUAAUCAAAAGCACACAUUGAACAACAACAGCAACAACAACAAUAACAACAACAGCAACAGCAACAGUAAUAAUAACAAUAACAAUUGUGUGAAAUUUGGAAGCGAACGGCACGCUAGUCAAAAGUUAUCAUCGGCAGAUAGUUUGGAGGAUUUGAAUUUAAAUUUCAACACAAGUUCCACACAGAAUCCACUUUGUAACGCCUACAGUUUGGGUGUGACUGGACCAUAUUCGGCAUUCGAUAAGCAGCCCAUACUGAUCGAUCAGGAGACAUUUUUAAGUCUUAAUCCAGCUGAUUUUGAGGAUAUUGUGCCAUCUGAUUCGGAGCCCAAUUCUCUGGUUUUCAUCGAGAACAAACUUGAGAAUAACAACAAUAGUCUCGAAUCGAAUAAUAACAACAAUAACAAUAAUAAAAUAUACAAUUUGGAAACGUUAACCAGUAAAUUUAAUAAUAAGACAAAUAAUACAAAUACAAACGGUUUUAAAUUGGAAAAUCUUAAGAACUUUAAGAACAAAUUGCUCUGUGAUUUCGAGGAGAACGGGGGAAGCGGAAACGGUGGAUCGGCUAACGGUACAAACAACAAAAUGAACGGAGCCCUCAGUGCCGAGAUAUGCGAUAAUCUCAAUGAGCAACUGGAGCUGCUCCAGCGCAAGGUGGACGAUCUGUCAGAUACGCAGAAUAUAGCCGAGGAUCGUACGACGCGCACAAAGACGGAAUAUGCGGUGCUCCAGGCGCGUUAUCACAUGCUUGAGGAGCAAUACAGAGAGUCGGAGCUGCGAGCCGAGGAGCGUUUGGCAGAGGAACAAAAGCGUCAUCGGGAGAUCUUGGCGCGCGUGGAACGCGAAGCCUCGCUGCAGAAUGAGAACUGUCAGAUGAAGAUCAAAGCCACUGAGAUCGAGGCGAAUGCACUGCGCGAUGAGGCGCAAAGAUUGCGUGUAUUGUGCGAUAAGCAGGCCAAUGAUUUGCAUCGCACCGAGGAGCAGCUGGAGCUGGCACGCGAUCAGAUUGCUGCACUGCAGCAGGAGUAUGAUGAACAAAUGCAAACGUUGCGACGUCACGAGCAGGAGAAGAAAUCCACCGAGGAGCUAAUGCUGGAAUUAAGUCGCGAAUUGCAACGCGCCCGCGAGGAGAAUGGGGCACGUGCCAUGCCCACCACAUCGCCGGAGAGCAUAAGACUGGAGGAGCUGCAUCAGGAGCUUGAAGAGAUGCGCCAAAAGAAUCGCUCACUUGAGGAGCAGAAUGAGGAGCUGCAGGCCACCAUGCUGACGAAUCAGGCCACCAUGCUGACCAAUGGCGUGGAACAGGGUCGUCAUCUGUUAAGUGGCACUCUCAAUAAUCUGGCCCAGGAGCUGGAGGAAAUGUCACAAGCUCAGGAUUCUGUGGAUUCAGCCACAUUAGCAUCCUUAAGUCAGCUGCAACAAGCCUUCCAGGAAAAGGAAGAUGAGAAUGUUCGUCUAAAGCAUUACAUCGAUACCAUCUUACUCAACAUCGUGGAGAAUUAUCCCCAGCUUCUGGAAGUAAAGCCCAUGGAGCGAAAGUAGGAAUUGGAAGAGUAUCAAGACAAAAAAAGAAGAAGGAAAAACAGCCCAGACACUUUACAGUUUCUGUACCACCUAACGUUAACUCAAAACGAAAAAAAAAGAAAAUAAUAAGAAAACAACCAACUAAUUAACUACUUUAAAUGUUAUCUUAAGCAAACCCAUAUAUUUAUGUAUACUUAACUUAAGUCAUAAUUUAUUUUAUAACCAUUUAUUGUAGUUUUUAAACUGAACAACACAAAAGAGAAAGAUGAAAAAAACAGAACAGAACAAAACAAAACAACAGAUUUAUGUGAAAUUAGUUAAAAUUGUUAAUCUAAUUAUUCUUUCGUAUAACUUUUAAUCUAAUCGUUAUGUAUAAAAAAAUUCAUGUUUGUAAAAUAGUAAAGAAAACUAAAUUGUCUAAAACGAA